Homarus americanus (American lobster) is the source of this 2180-nucleotide messenger RNA. It is a transcript of the gene viaf, whose product is annotated as viral IAP-associated factor homolog. Lineage: Eukaryota; Metazoa; Arthropoda; Malacostraca; Decapoda; Nephropidae. Gene Ontology annotation, cellular component: cytoplasm. Bases 171 to 896 code for a protein of 241 amino acids. Gene Ontology annotation, biological process: protein folding. The record is from RefSeq and is a predicted model, not a curated record. The transcript has 6 exons.
UUAGCACAUUAAAAGGUUCCGAACUGCAUUGGUAAUACUGAUUUAUCCACUGAGUGUAAACAGUGCCAGGAGUGCCAGGAGUGCCAGGAGUGCCACCGUCACCCCGGGCUAUAAUUAGUGAGUUCUCGGCCUGUUAGUGCUCUCAUACCCGGACACGAAGACCAUCCAAAAUGCAGAACACUGAAGAAGAUACAGAAUGGAACGACAUUCUUCGGCAAAAAGGAAUCUUGCCACCCAAGGAACCAGAGGUGACGGAGGAGGCUCUGACGGAGAUGCUGGAGCAGACCAUACAGGAGAAGCAGAGUGCAGAUGCAAGAUUAGGAAAGCUAUCUUUAGAUGAGUUAGAUGAAUUGGAAGAUGAUGAGGAUGAGGUCAUUCUUCUUGAAUAUCGUCGGAAAAGGAUCGCAGAAAUGAAAGCCGAGGCUGAAUUGUGUAAAUUUGGAGAGGUUGGAGAAAUCAGUGCUCAGGACUAUGUAGAGAAAGUGAAUAGUGCAGGUCCUGGUAUAUGGGUGUUCCUACACCUGUACAAACAAGGGAUUCCCCUCUGUGACCUCAUCAAUCAACACAUCUCAAGACUGGCAGCCAAAUAUCCUCAGGUAAAGUUUUUGAAGUCAAUAUCCACGACAUGUAUCCCAAAUUUCCAAGAUCGUAACCUUCCUGCCAUUUUUGUCUACUUUGAGGGCCAAUUGAAGCGGCAGUUUAUUGGAGUAGCCGAAGUUGGUGGAGACAGGGUUAAGUAUGAAGAGCUGGAGUGGAUAUUGUCUCGCACUGGUGGGUUCAAAACAGACUUGGAGUCAGAUCCCCGCGGCCCAAGAGUGAAAGACGUUUUGCUGAACUCCAUUCGUGGUUACAAGGAUGAUGAUGAUGAAAAUGAUAGUGAUGAAGGUGAUUGGUGAAGCAGAACCACAUAAUUCAGUUAUAUUUGGACAGUGUGUUUUAUACUUAAUGAUUAAUAGAACUAACAGAGGCUACUCGUUGAUACUUGGCUCUUCACUUAAAGGCAAAAUAGGCAUGCAUAUUGUACAUUGUUUACUAUACAGACAAAACAAAUCAACCAAACUACAUCUUACUUAUCUUCAUGGUAUUGCAAUAUUUAUUAGUUAGAUUGGGUAAGAUUUGGUUGGUUUGCAUUGUGAGUCUUUGUUACUUAUUUACAGGACCAUCACAGAUUGUAUGUCUUUUUUCACUUUCAUUUUACAGAUACUGUAUAAGUUCUUGACAGUGUUGUGGCAUGGGGUGACUUAUUGUCUCUAAGUGAUAUUGAAUACUAUGUGUAAAUUGUUUUUAGGAUAUUCUGUUUAAUGGCUGUGCUCCACUAAAUUGAAUCUCUACAAUUAUUGAAACAUUAAGGUGAAUGGCUCUGUGCCUCAACCACAGAUCCACAAAAUUAUUAGUUAAGUCAUCUACAGUUUUCACUUUACCCAUGAUGUGAUUUUAAUUUGCUCGAGUCUUUUAGUACAGUAUUUAUUAAACAACAAAUAUAAAUUUAAACUCCUCUGAUUGUUAAACAGGUGAUGAAAAGUUAUGGUUCAAUGAGAUAACAUGACUGGCCUAUGAGGGGUGGCAAGUAGUACUAUAUUCUAUGCAAAUACAGGAAACUAAAAAAAAAUAAUAAUAACAAUAAUCUUUAGUACAAUACUGUGUUCUAAAAAUAUCAGCAAUGAAUUGAUAGUUUUGUAUUCAUUUUUUUUAAAGAUGCCAUUUUUCUAAAACUGCGCAUAAGUGAUUUCUAAAUUUCUGUGUUUUUUCUGUACUGUACUGUAUGUGUGUCAGGUAAAUAUUGUGAUCUUACUUGCAUAAAAAUGUGGCACAAAUUUAGGUUACUUCGUAUAAUACAUACAAUUUACCUAAAAGUUAUCAUACUAAAUAAAGUAAAUGUUAUUUAUACAGUUCAUAUCUAAUGAUUUUUUAUGACAACUAGAGUUACAUCUUCUAGUAUUGUACUGUAUACUUGUACAUAAUGCAGUUUGCCUUAUAGCUAAGAAACGCUUUAGGAUUUAAGAUCUCACACUAAUUUCUUUGAAGUAUACCGGUAUAUGAAGCGAGUUGUUGAAACCAAGUGUUAUUUAAUAUGACUGCACAAGACGGUGUAUUUUUUCUACUUAUAAUUUUAUAACAGCCUAUUUUAUGAUCCUCUUUUCAGACUGAAGUUACUGAAUAAAAAAAAUGGACAACAUUAA